UAAGAAUAUGUCACAUUCUUCCCCGAGAUAUAGAGCUGAAUCGAUUUGAUCUUGUCAGUAGUUUAUGUCACAUAGCUGCCCACAGCGGGAUUGGCUUCUCGGGAUCUCAUCUCCAGUACCACGUUUCCAAGCUGUCAGCCAACAAUUAGCGCACUUUGAAAGGGAUGCGGCUUUUCCCUAGGACGCUGCUGAACGAUGAGAUGUGAGAGGAGUCCACCGCCGUCCACCAACACAUAACUUCACUGCAUUCAUGCCUCACUUCUCCCAGUUGCACGGCGGCGCCUUGCUUUCCAUACCACCCGCGGCACAGAGCCAAGGAGCUGCUUGGAACGCUGCUUCCUCACCGAGGGGGGAAGAAGAAAUCAAAUUUUCUGAUGGAUAUUGAUGGUUUUUCACUCAGAGGGACAAGUGAAUGCAAGAAGAUUCGUUUCUGGAUUAGGCUGCGUUGGCGGGACGCUAGUGAGGGGAGUAUUAGAGAGUCCGGAUCUGAUCUGAGUGCGGAUUAGCGGGAUUUAGUGCACCGUUACCCGGGCAUGGAAGAAGCCUUGGCAACCGCUAUGUCGCCACCGAGUGAAUGAGGCUUCUAUUGUACCGGGGGUGAGGUUCGGGGAGCAAGCUCGAAGAUCGCAGUGCACAAUGUCUUCCCAACAACCGCCAGGGUUCCCUCCCAGAAAAAGCACAAACUUACUGGAAAUCGGCACGUUUUGCCUGGAUCCUGAUAUUAUCUUUGGAUUCACCAGCCACCUUUUGAGGAGGAAACAGAAGUCACAGGUGCUGGAUGGGGGUCAGGGCAAGGAAGUGUCCUCGGAGUCCGUCCUCAGGAAAAGGUUGCAGGUGGUGGAGGAAGAUUACCGCGGCAGCCGACCCACUCCAGAGGGAGCCGGGGCCGUCUCCGCCACCGAGUCCUGCCCCUUCGAGAAGGAAGAGAAGGGAGGCUGGUGUAACGAUUGCCAAGUCAAGCUGCCAGAACCCAGGAGACAAGCGAUGAAGCUCGUCCUGCCCGGACCCACCAAGGAGCCAGGGUUUUCGGCGUUUAUUUUUGACAAGCUUCAAGUGGCCGACACUUCGAAACGAGGUCGAAAUGAUGGCGGCGAGAGCAGGUGCGAGAUUUGCGCGACGCAUCUGAAUCAACUGCGGAAGGAAGCCAUUCAGACGGUCCAUCAUCUCGGUCAAGUAUCUGGUCAGGGUAUACCUGAGCCCGCACACUCUACCAAUGCCGUUCCUUCAGGCAACGCUCCCCAAAAUGUGGUCACACUGUCAUCGCAAAGAGAUUGGCCCUUUGUCAGAGGACAAAUGAGCAGGCAGCCGGUAAAAUCUGGAAAUGUGAUAUCUGGUGCAGAGAGACGGAACGGACCAGGCUGGUGCCAGGGUGCUGGCAGCCUUUCCAAGUCCAGUGUUCAAGUCACUGUUGGUUCCAGUGGUCUGAGCAAUGCUCUGAACUCAGUCACCAUACAAGCACAGCAGUAUCUCGAGGGUAUGUGGAGCAUCUCCAGGGUCAACAACUUUCUUCCUCAUAACUAUUUGACACAAACAACAAUGACGGAGAAUGGGAAAGAAGGUUUAUCUCAAGAGACCGUCAUGCCACAGAACAGCAACGGGCAGACCUUGGUCGCAGGGACUCCAGCCGCUCAAAGUUCAUUAUUGUCUGGGAGGAUUUCUUCUGGCACCUCUGCUGCAGCUUCUUUCUUCAUCAGAGCGGCACAGAAGCUGAAUCUCUCCUCAAAGCAAAAGAAAAGCCAUCCACUUCUCCCACAUUCUCGUGAGCCUUCAAGCUGCAGAACAAAUUUCAGUGGCAUUUUGCAAGUGUCCCCUCCCCCAGCGCCUCCAUGCCUUCUGAGGGCUGUGUGCAAAGUCAAGGAUAACCCAGGCAUUGGCAAGGUGAAGGUAAUGGUACGGAUCUGUUCUUCGCAUGGAGCUAAUGAUACAUCUGAGUCGAUGUCUUUUCUGAAGGUAGACGCUCGCAAAAAACAAAUAACCCUUUACGACCCCUCUGUGAGCGGCCAUUUAGGUUUUACCCACCGGAGAACAGUUGUCGCCGCUCCAAAAAUGUUUGCCUUUGACGCCGUCUUCACUCAAGAUGCCUCACAAGCAGAGGUCUGCUCAGGAACAGUGGCAGAAGUCAUUCAGUCAGUUGUGAAUGGUGCAGAUGGCUGCAUAUUCUGUUUUGGUCACGUCAAACUUGGCAAGACGUACACUAUGAUCGGGAAGGACAAUUCAACGCAAAAUCUUGGUGUUAUUCCAUGUGCGAUAUCCUGGCUUUUUAAGUUAAUAAAUGAGCGCAAAGAGAAGACGGGCACUAGGUUCUCAGUCCGGGUCUCUGCUGUGGAGAUCUGGGGUAAGGAUGAAACCCUGCGGGACUUGUUAACUGAAGUGGCCAACGGCAACCUCCAGGAUGGUCAAUCUCCCGGUGUCUACCUCCGUGAGGACCCAGUCUGUGGGACCCAGCUUCAGAAUCAAAACGAGCUGAGAGCCCCCACUGCAGAGAAAGCCGCCCACUUCCUUGACGCUGCAAUUGCCUCCAGAAGGACCAGCCGGCCAGACUGCGAUGAGGAGGAGAGAAGAAACUCCCACAUGCUCUUCACUCUUCACAUCUACCAAUAUCGGAUGGAGAAGAGCGGCAAAGGAGGAAUGUCGGGGGGACGCAGCCGAUUACACCUGGUGGACCUGGGCAGCUGUGAGAAGGUUCUCAGCAAGAGUCGGGAUGCCGGUGGUGGUCUUUGUCUGUCGCUCUCAGCUCUGGGCAAUGUCAUUUUGGCUUUAGUCAAUGGUGCUAAACAUGUUCCAUACAAAGAUAGCAAGCUCGCCAUGCUGUUGAGAGAAUCGCUGGGGAAUAUAAACUGUAGAACAACAAUGAUCACCCACAUUUCUGACUCCCCUGUCAACUAUGCAGAAACCCUCACAAGCAUUCAGCUUGCAGCACGAAUUCAUCGAAUGAGGAAAAAAAAGUCCAAGUAUGCCUCAAGUUCUUCAGGAGGAGAGAGUUCUUGUGACGAAGGUCGGAUUCGGAGACCGCCACUUUUACGGCCCUUUCAUGCAAGAACCACAGCUCUUGAUUCAGACCUCCCUGCAUUAGGAAUGUCCAGUGACCCUGAUUACUCUUCAAGCAGUGAGCAAUCGUGUGACACGGUCAUUUACGUUGGUCCCAAUGGCGCCGCGCUGUCUGAUCGAGAACUGACGGAUAACGAAGGGCCGCCGGAGUUUGUGCCCAUCAUCCCUUCCCUCAACAGGAGGAGCGAACCUAAGAGGGUCAAGGAGGCUGGUGUCGCCAUCUUGGGUAAGAAGAGUGAACGGGACUACUUCAAAUGCAACACCUUUGCUGAGUUGCAGGAGAGACUGGAGUGCAUUGAUGGAAGUGAGGAACCCAUCCGAUUUUCUUGCGAGCAAGGGCUAUUCAUCUGCAGCAGCAGUGCAGCUGGACCAAGGUUGGAGAACACACAAUUUAUCUCGGUGCAGGAAGUGGCACAAUGUGCAACGACAUUGGAACAAGUACCGUCUUCACACGUGCAUGGAAAAUAUUCUUCGGUUGAAGAAGGGCAGAGUCUGGAGCCUCUGAUUCCUGCAACGCAACAGAAUGGAUCCCCCGUGAAGAGCCCACCUCACUCAUCCCACUCCCUCACGGCAGAAUCUUUCCAAGCGCAAGGCAGGGCUGAAGGAAGCAAAGGGGAUUUAAGCGGGGAUAACGAGGCAGGAGGCGUCAAGGAGACUGUCUCAGCCGCCUUCUACGUGGCCAGAUCCAACUGCCCAACAGCAGUGGAGCAUCCACAAGCGGCGAUAACACCUGUGGUGCGGGACAAGUUGUUCUUCACUCGGAGACCUUUGCCGAGCCCCGCCCCGCCCCCGCCCCAACCAAAGGACAGACAGAGCGUUAGCUCAGAGUUCAGUGGCAGCGGCAGCAUUAGAACGCCCCCUGUAGGAAUGAGCCAUCAGGCGGCAAGUAAGCCCGAGCCCACUGCAACCGAGGGGGGCACGGCAGGUUACAGGAAUGGAUGCCAGCAUUCCGGCGCGUCCGGCGUGGGCUGCCGGAGAUCAGCGCUGUGGAGCGGCUGCGUGGAUCGGGACGUGUUAACCACCACGGUGACACUGCAGCAGCCGGUGGAGCUGAACGGAGAGGAUGAGCUGGUCUUCACCGUGGUGGAGGAGUUGUCCUUCGAAGGCGUCGGUGGUCGGCCGGCCAGCAUCAUCAGCUUUAACAGCGACUGCUCGCUGCAGGCUUUAGCUUCAGGCUCCCGACCAGUCAGCAUCAUCAGUAGCAUCAACGAUGACUUUGAAGCUUAUACCUCAACACCGACCAAUGCUGGGGCAAACCUAGACCCCACUGUGCCGCUGACUGACGACUCCUUUUGCAACUCCUCAAUCAGCUCCUGGCUGAGUGAAGUCAGCAUCUGUGCCGUUGAAAGUGAUGGAGCACAACUACCCGACACCUUUGUUGUGCAGUCUUGCUACAGUUAUGGUGGGAACUCACUGAGGCCUUUUCAUUUGGACUCAGCUGCUGGGCUGCAAGACAUUGCUGCACCAAUGGCACUGGCACAACAAAGCACCCUGAUUGACAGUGCAUUCUGCCCUGCUGAACUUGACAAUGAAAUCCCCAGCACAAGCCGACUUCUUCCCAGCGCCAACAAAAGUUCCAAUGCCUUAAGUUUAUCCAAAGCAGUGAAUGGGACUCACGAUUCAGCUGUAUGCAGGACGAGCGCCCAUUGUCCUGGCCCAGCAACUUCCGAAGAUGAUUCUGUUCACUCGUCCAGUCUUCCCAGGAAAAUACAGCCUACCUCAUCCGUGAUCCAUAGCAGUAGCACAGUACAAUGCGGAGAAACACAACGGCAAGGAGAUGAGCUUGAGGAUCCUUGGUUAUGUCGCACAAACAGCCAACUGGAACCAAAAACAGAGGACCGAGAACUUUCAAUCAAGCCUCCUCCCAAAUCUAGUACAAACUGUCAAAUGAAGCAACAGAUGAAACCUGCCCAGGGUACGGGGACCAUUCCGAGGCUGAGCAAGUUUCAGACAACCGUCUCCUGCACGCAGCGAGUUGUGUACGGAUGUGAAAUGGCAAAUAAAGUGGCCGUGGUUAGCAGCGGCGCCGGCGCAAUUGCCAGAAAAACUGAAGCCCCGGCGAGAGUAUCGCAAGCCAAGAAAGGCAAUGCAAUGGUCGCAACCAUGCCAAUAAUGCACACCAGCGCCAAUGCAGGAGCUGUGCCCAAAGACCUAUGGGACACGUGCAGCUUGAGGUCGACAAGCAGUAAGAAGGCAGCAGCGGCCAAGGCGAGCAUGUUGCCGCGGUUCAACGGAAUGCCGCCUGCCCCUCCCGUCCGCAAGUCAAGUCUGGAGCAGAAAAACAGAGCCAUGUUGCUAACCAGUGUCCAGAAAUGUACCAGCCCAGAAGCUGUUAAGGUAUUAGCACCAAAGUUAGAAAAUGAAAUAGAUCGGACGCUAAAUGUGUCUCAUUGCUUGGUUGAAGAUUGCAGUAGACCCCCAGCAAACAUCAAACCCGAGCAGUCCCCUGUUAAAAACGUUUCUGCUUCAAAAUCCAGAAUGCCUAAGCCUGACCCGAUGCAUCGCUGUGGCAGUCAGAUGUCACUGGAGAGAUGUGAUAGUCUAUUGUCGGUGGGAUCCAAGACCAGUGCGGCCAAGGAGAGUGGUCACCCUGCCAUUAGCAACAACGGCAGAGGUGGACGGUCGGUUCCGAGGCUCGGUGUGUCACCCUCGGCUCCGGUAGCGGCAACCCCACCUGUCUCCAUGGUCCCCGUGCCAGUGAAACCCAAUCAGACCAAAUGUGCCUCCAACAACAAGGCUUUGGUGUCGGGAAGUAAGUGUCGGAGUCUUUCCACAAGCGGAGCGAAGGGGCUGAGCACUUCGGUAAAGUCGUUGACUCAGUCGGUGGGACGCAGCUCCAGUGCUCCAUCGAACGGGAAGGCGGUGGGUCGGUCGGCGCAGGUAGCUGCUUGUAAACCCGGCAAAGGAACUAUCAUGGGGACCAAGCAAGCGGUACGGGCAGCGAACAGCCGCGUCUCCGAGCUGGCCUCUGGAGUCUCCCCCGGAAAGACGAGCCACUUGAGAGGAUCGGCCGAUUCGGACAGCGGCAAUGACAGUGGGGUCAACCUGAGCGAUGAAAUCACCCAGAUACCGGUCCUGCCCUCUCCGUACAGUAAGAUAACGGCUCCCCGGCGGCCUCAGCGCUACAGCAGCGGGCACGGCAGUGACAACAGCAGCGUGCUCAGCGGCGAGCUACCGCCGGCCAUGGGGAGGACGGCCCUCUUCUACCACAGCGGUGGCAGCAGUGGUUACGAGAGCAUGAUCCGCGACAGUGAGGCCACAGGGAGCGCCUCAUCGGCUCACGACUCCAUGAGUGAAAGCGGGAUGUCCUCGUCCAGCCGAAACCGAACCGCAAAGUCCCCCAAGAAGCGGACAACAGGUACCCAACGUCGCCGGCUGUUACCAGCCCCUCUGCCCGACACUUCGUCCCUGGGCCGUAAGCCAACGGGCACCACGGGGCAGUGGGUAGACCUACCACCCCUGCCGGGCACCAUGAAGGAAUCGUUCGAAAUCAAGGUGUACCAGAUUGAUGAUGUGGAACGCUUACAGAGACGCAGGCAAGAGGAGAUGGAGGAACCAUUCCAAGAUGUGGAUGAGGGCCUGACGUACUUCAAUUUAAAACUGAAGGUGUUGGAGAAGCGACAGCAACGCAUAAGGGAAUUAAAGACAAAGCAUGAGCUGCUGAUGCAGGAGCUGGAGGAGACCAAGGGCAGGCUAAUGAUGGACCCUAAUAAAUGGAAAUCUGAGUUUGAAAUCGAUGUGGACCUGGAUGAAGAGUCGCUGGAGUAUCUCGAGGCACUGGAGGAGAUAACCGAGGAGCUCGAACAGCGUGUGAACCUAUGCAAGGCAAGAAUAAUGAUGGUGACGUGUUUUGACAUUGGAGUGAUCACCGAUGUGAUGGAUGGACCAAAGGAAGUGCAAGUGUAAAGCUAGUGGGAGAGCAUGAGGAUGGUUCUCUACCAUGAAAAGCAGGCAGAACUUGAAGGAAGAGGAACUGUGGUUGAACAAAGGUCAGUGACGUCGAGAGAGAGGAAAGUGCAAGAACGUGUUGAGGGUGAGAUGAUGUGGUGACAAUUAAUCUUGAUGGUGAGCUGUGUAAAUCGAUACAGUGCCUCCAAGCCUAAAGAGAACGAAAGCUUAAACUGUUCAUGCAAGCAAUUUCCUUUCCCCGAAGGAAGAAAGAAGGCAAGAUAAACCGAACAAAGAACUGAAAAACCUUAAAGUGCCUUUUUGAUUCACUUGACUUAUUUGCAUUGGUGCUAGUAAAGAAACCAGCAUACCUAAGUAAGCACUGAAACAAAUUGCUUAUUUUAUAAUGUAUAUUGUAUUUAUAUAAUACAUGUAAAAACUUUCAUGGUAGCAAAGCAAUAAGUAAAUUAUGUUCACAUCCUUGACUUUGCCUUCUCGUUGAAAGGAGAGCCAUUCUAUAUUUUCAAUUUUAAUAUGUCCUUGUGUAUAUUAAUAUUCCAUGGUAUUCUGUUUCUAUAGUGUUUAAAGUUUCAUUCAUCUGAGCAUGUUAUGAAAUGUGAUGACUUUUUGAAGACUUUUUUAUAUGUGAUCUUGUCUGUUUUUGGGGGUCACUUCUUUGUACACAUUGCUAUUGGUGCAGAAGUGCAGAAUGAAAUUCCUAGUUUUUGAAUCUAGUUAUAAAUAUAUCGGUAGAGAACUCAUGGUGCCAACUGACCAGAGCUGAAAUUAUCAGCGAUAAUUCAUCACAGCCAGUGACUUACUUUGUGCAGUGAUUCCAAUAUUGUGAGUUAGGAAUGAUCAAAUUUAUAUACUCUUUUUUAAAACCAAAAACAGGCAUACAAGAUAAUAACAGUAUUGAUUUAUGAGACAUUUGAUUCUGUCAUUGAAAAAUAUUGCAACUCAGGAUUUCUUCCAAAAAUAAAACAAAUUUAAUAGGAGAUUUAUGUGAACAUAGGUUUGUGUAAAGUUUUGUUUAGCAUUUUAUACUGGCCAAAAGCCAUGAUUGUUAUGAAUAUUGCCGAACAACACCAAUUUUACAUGAAGAAAUAUGGGAUCAUAAUGCAUUGCGAAUGAUAUUUUCUGACAAUUUUUAAAUGUAAAGUUUUUUUGAAGCAUCUUUGUAUAAAUGUACAUUAUGGUAGUUGCAGUAGGUUUAUCUGUGAAUAAAUGACAUGCUGACUGGUAA
Molecule: messenger RNA, 8182 nt
Organism: Amblyraja radiata (thorny skate)
Lineage: Eukaryota; Metazoa; Chordata; Chondrichthyes; Rajiformes; Rajidae
Product: kinesin-like protein KIF26A
Exons: 16
Coding region: 637-6954 (2105 amino acids)
Biological process (GO): microtubule-based movement
Molecular function (GO): microtubule motor activity; microtubule binding; ATP binding
Source: RefSeq, a predicted model, not a curated record